AAAGGAAAAAAAAAAGUAGGCGGCUCACAAAAGGCUAAAGAAGGCGCGAAUUGCAAGGAUGGUUCCGGGGUGGAGGAGCAACAAGCGCUAGAAAAUCUUGGUGUGGCGUCUCGCCCGCCAUUGUAGUUUUCUCUUCUUCGAGCUCUCCUUCCUCCUAAAUUUCCUUCAAUCCCUAUUCCUCAUCUUUUAUUGACUGGUAUGGUUAGUUUCACCUUCUAAAGACCAAAAACAACAACACCCAGACUCAGAUUUUCCUUUAUUUUGUUAGGGUGUUGUGAUGGCUGCCAGUGUAGCUUAUGUAGGUGGCCAGUUGCAAUAUGGGAUGAACUUUUACUGGGGACAAGGUUAUAGACAAGCUCUUUGGGUUCCUGGUGUGACAAUCAAUGGAUGCCUGCAGAGAGAGCUCUCAUGGUCACGUGGGGUAUCCAAGUUUUUGCAGAUCCAUAGGUGUAAUUUUUCUCAUUAUCCGGUGAGAGAAAAUUGGAAGUCCUUCAGGACAGUCACCACAUCAGCUUACUUGAAAGAUGGUUCAACAAAGUAUUUUGAUUUUGCUGUCAUUGGCAGCGGAGUUGCAGGUCUUCGUUAUGCUCUUGAAGUUGCGAAACAUGGAACUGUGGCAGUUAUCACGAAGGCUGAGCCUCAUGAGAGUAAUACAAACUAUGCACAAGGUGGUGUUAGUGCUGUGCUGUGUCCUUCAGAUUCUGUGGAGAGUCACAUGCAGGAUACAAUUGUGGCAGGGGCUUAUCUAUGUGAUGAGGAGACUGUCAAAGUUGUCUGUACGGAAGGACCUGAUAGAAUUAGAGAAUUGAUUGCCAUGGGUGCAUCAUUUGACCAUGGGGAGGAUGGGAACUUGCAUCUAGCAAGGGAGGGGGGGCAUUCUCAUCACAGAAUUGUUCAUGCUGCUGACAUGACUGGAAGAGAGAUUGAGCGGGCUCUAUUAGAGGCAGUUAUCAAUGAUCCCAAUAUUGUUGUGUUCAAGCACCAUUUUGCAAUAGAUUUGCUUACUUCUCAGUAUGGUUCUGACACAGUUUGUCAUGGUGUUGAUGCUUUAAAUACUGAAACACAAGAGGUUGUCCGAUUCGUUUCAAAGGUAACAUUAUUGGCAUCAGGUGGUGCAGGGCAUAUCUAUCCAUCAACCACAAAUCCCCCGGUGGCGACUGGAGAUGGGAUGGCUAUGGCCCAUCGAGCUCAAGCGGUGAUUUCCAACAUGGAAUUUGUGCAGUUUCAUCCAACAGCCUUGGCUGAUGAAGGCCUUCCUAUCAAGCCAAAGAAAACUCGAGAAAAUGCAUUUCUUGUCACCGAAGCUGUAAGAGGUGAUGGAGGCAUCCUCUUCAAUUUAAGUAUGGAGCGGUUUAUGCCCUUCUAUGAUGAGAGAGCUGAGCUUGCUCCAAGGGAUGUGGUUGCAAGAAGUAUUGAUGAUCAACUUAAGAAGCGCAAUGAGAAGUAUGUGCUGCUGGAUAUAAGUCAUAAACCAAGAGAAAAGAUUCUCUCCCACUUCCCUAACAUUGCUGCUGAGUGCCUCCAGCAUGGCCUAGACAUCACUCAGCAGCCAAUUCCUGUGGUUCCUGCUGCCCAUUACAUGUGUGGAGGAGUCCGCGCUGGGCUCCAGGGAGAGACAAAUGUGCAUGGUUUGUAUGUAGCAGGUGAGGUUGCAUGCACAGGUUUGCAUGGAGCAAAUAGACUCGCUAGCAACUCAUUGCUUGAGGCUUUAGUUUUUGCACGAAGAGCUGUCCAGCCCUCAAUUGAUCACAUGAAGAGUUCUAGUCUUGAUCUUAGUGCUUCUAAUUUGUGGACCCAGCCUGUUGUCCCCAAAUCACUCGGGAGUGAUGUAAUGCACAAAAUAUUAAGGACAACAAAGGAAGUGAGGAAAGAACUACAAUCAGUCAUGUGGAAGUACGUUGGGAUUGUUCGAUCAACAACAAGACUACAAGAGGCAGAGCAAAAAAUUGGUGAGUUGGAGGCUAAAUGGGAGACAUACUUAUUUGAGCAUGGGUGGCAGCAGACAAUGGUGGCACUUGAUGCUUGUGAAAUGAGGAACCUCUUUUGUUGUGCAAAGCUAGUGGUAAGCAGUGCCCUUGCUAGGCAUGAGAGCCGCGGGCUUCACUACAUGAUUGAUUUUCCUCAUUUGGAGGAAAGUAAGAGGUUACCAACAGUGAUUUUCCCCAGUUCCCAUAUGAUGAGUACGUGGAGUUCACGACAACUACACCAGCAACCCAUGUAUUAGUCCAUGGUUUGGUUUUCAAUUCAUCUAUGAAAACUUGUAUCAAUUGGGUUAUAGUUUAUCAUUUAUUUGAUCACUUGCAUUGGAAAACCUUUGGCAAGGAAAGAGAUCUGCCUUACAGCAUAUUUAGGGCACUUUAAAGAAAAGCUAGGGUGUCCUUGUUCCUCUCCCAUCCCCGUUUAAGUGUUUCUGAUUCAUUCUUAUAGAAAUAAAGGAAAGUUUUCUAUUCAAUUCCAGAAUGAUCAUGUCAUCAGAAUAGUUUUCUUUUAUCGGUUUAGUCUAACCUGCAAAUCAUGAUAAUGUAGCAGUUUAUCAGAUUGUAUAUUAGUCAUGUCAAGAACCAUGGAACCGCAGUUGUUAUACUAGCAGAUAAUUUACUUCCUUCGUUGAUGA
Molecule: messenger RNA, 2614 nt
Organism: Theobroma cacao (cacao)
Lineage: Eukaryota; Viridiplantae; Streptophyta; Magnoliopsida; Malvales; Malvaceae
Gene: AO
Product: L-aspartate oxidase
Biological process (GO): NAD+ biosynthetic process
Molecular function (GO): L-aspartate oxidase activity
Source: RefSeq, a predicted model, not a curated record